Lachancea meyersii CBS 8951 is the source of this 414-nucleotide messenger RNA. The record is from the annotation of a GenBank genome assembly. Lineage: Eukaryota; Fungi; Ascomycota; Saccharomycetes; Saccharomycetales; Saccharomycetaceae.
AUGACAGAAUUGCUAGCCGAGCAUAUACCGGAAGAGCUAGCCGCUGCUGCCUACCCGGGGCCAGUUGCCCCGACUGGCAUCAAAAAGGGCGAUGAGCACGACGAACCGCUAUACAAAACCGAGCAAGAGGCCGGCACAUCGAACGUUUCGGGUCUUCUGGCGUCUCAGGACCAAGGCUGGGUGAAAAUUUUGUACUUCGCAGGCUCAUGUUCGAUCAAUCUCAUCCUGCCCUUUCUCAACGGUCUCAUGCUGGGCUUUGGAGAGCUGAUAGCGCAUGAAAUCAGCUGGAAGUUUAACUGGUUCAAAAGAUCAAAUACCGGGUACAAGAUAUACCCUGAAUCGCGCAAAUAUGCCUCUCAGGGCCAGCCGACUGGUAAACUGGAGCAAGAGAAAAGAAUACAUCGUUUUUUGUAG